Messenger RNA from Pterocles gutturalis (yellow-throated sandgrouse), 1662 nucleotides. Its product is annotated as bifunctional glutamate/proline--tRNA ligase-like. The record is from RefSeq and is a predicted model, not a curated record. Gene Ontology annotation, biological process: glutamyl-tRNA aminoacylation. Gene Ontology annotation, molecular function: ATP binding; glutamate-tRNA ligase activity. NCBI's taxonomy places the organism in Eukaryota, Metazoa, Chordata, Aves, Pterocliformes, Pteroclidae. The transcript is spliced from 10 exons. Gene Ontology annotation, cellular component: cytosol; methionyl glutamyl tRNA synthetase complex. The annotation marks the transcript as partial.
GAGCUCUGCUGACGGUGGAGCAUGUGAAGAAUGAUGUUGAAAUUUUAGUGGAAGAAGGCAAAGAAACCAUCCUCCGUGUUGCCGAGCAUGUUUCAUUUACCGAUGUGAAUUCAAUAGCUCGUUAUCUGGCUAGAGUUGCUGGUUCUGCUGGGUUGUAUGGUUCGAAUCUGUUAGAACACACUGAGGUUGACCAUUGGCUGGAGUUUAGUGCUACGAAGUUGUCUACUGCCAGCCAGUUUCUUUCAGCAGUCCAAGAGCUCAACCACUGUCUGUCUCUAAGAACGUACCUGGUUGGAAACUCUCUGAGUCUUGCAGACUUGUGUGUCUGGGCGGUACUAAAAGAUAAUAACAUAUGGCAAGAGCAAUUACAGCAAAACAAAGCUCCGGUCCAUGCAAAGCGAUGGUAUGGCUUUCUUGAGGUACAGCGUGCUUUUCAGUCAGUAGGAGCCAAGUGGACUUCUGGUACACCAAAGGUUAAAAUGGCAACAGAAAAGAAAGCGGAUGUUGGGAAGUUUGUUGAACUUCCUGGUGCAGAGAUGGGAAAGGUCAUUGUAAGGUUUCCUCCUGAAGCAAGUGGAUAUCUGCAUAUCGGUCAUGCCAAAGCUGCCCUCCUGAAUCAGCACUACCAAGUUAACUUUAAAGGAAAACUUAUUAUGAGAUUUGAUGAUACAAAUCCAGAAAAAGAGAAAGAAGACUUUGAAAAGGUUAUUCUUGAAGAUGUUGCAAUGCUGCACAUCAAACCAGAUCAGUUUACAUACACCUCAGAUCACUUUGAAACAAUAAUGAAAUAUGCUGAGAAGCUUAUUCAAGAAGGGAAGGCAUAUGUGGAUGAUACUCCUGCAGAACAAAUGAAAGCAGAGCGUGAGCAAAGAGUGGAAUCUAAACACAGAAAUAACUGUGUUAAUAAGAAUCUACAAAUGUGGGAAGAAAUGAAAAAGGGAACAGAAUAUGGACAAACUUGUUGUCUACGAGCAAAAAUAGAUAUGAGUAGUAACAAUGGAUGUAUGAGGGAUCCAACUCUUUAUCGUUGUAAAAACCAGCCUCACCCACGUACUGGAAGUACCUACAAGGUUUAUCCCACCUAUGACUUUGCCUGCCCCAUUGUUGACAGUAUUGAAGGUGUCACACAUGCAUUAAGAACAACUGAAUACCAUGACAGAGAUGAACAAUUCUAUUGGAUCAUUGAGGCACUGGGCAUAAGGAAACCGUAUAUAUGGGAGUAUAGCCGGCUAAACCUCAACAACACUGUGCUCUCUAAGAGAAAGCUUACCUGGUUUGUAAACGAAGGGCUUGUGGAUGGAUGGGAUGACCCAAGAUUUCCCACAGUGCGUGGUGUCCUAAGAAGAGGCAUGACAGUUGAAGGGCUAAAACAGUUUAUUGCUGCUCAGGUGGGUAUUUUCUUCUUUUCUGAUUCUUUGAAUCUUACUUGGUAAGGACAAGUUUUUGUGAAGUUUCAGUUAAAGUACUUGUCACUGGGAGGUUACUUUUGAAGGUUUGCUGCUUUCGGGUGUACUACUUCAACAAUAUUAACACCUAUGAGCAGGUCCUGGCAAAAUGAGGUAGCAGGUUUCUUAUUUUAAAAAGUGUACAUUUUGCAAGCUCAAGAUGCCUUUCUAAACUGUUUUGAUGAAUGCAAACAGCAGAGGGCUUGUAGUCUUUAAA